AUGUCUUCUCCUUCACGAGGGAUUGCUCUUCUUUCCUAUCCCAACUAUGAAGUAUUUCCAGUGUUGAUUCAAAUAUUAUCUCAUUUGGAACCAGUAGCAAAUUAUGCCUUGUUCGGAACAGGACGACGAUCAUCGACACCACACGGAACACCCUUUCAUCAAGCCUUUGAUCAUCUACUGGAAUAUAUUUGGAAAGGCAAUCAAGAUCCAUUACAACAACAACAACAAUUAAUGGAGAGAUUGGUACAAACUUUGAAAGAAGCAUACCCUCUACCAGAUAAUCCCGAUAUCAUGGAAUUAUUUGUUACAAUGGUAUCAUUGUUGAUGGAUGCCAAUCAUGAACUGGCAACAGUAUUUUGUACUGAACGAGCAACCGUCUUAACAAUGUGUCCAGCUUGCACAUUUACCAAUAACCCUCGAACAGACAUGACAUCCAAGCACAAAGUCUCAACGCAACAGUGGAAAGAAUUUGAGUCCACUGGAAUUCUAGAUACUGCAUUGAUUGAAGAUGUUGAUGGAUAUCAUUGUCAAGUUUGCGGCACAACAUAUACUGCCCGAAAAAGUGACCUUAUUUCCAAACCACCUGAAAUACUCGUAUUAGAAUUAGAUCGAUAUUUUUUCAAUUAUGAAACAUUUACUCUGCAAAAGUCCAAUACCCUAUUCUCGUUAGAUGUAAAAACUCCUUUACCAUUCAGAUAUUACACACAAGAGGGAUCAGCCAUCCAAUUGUAUGAUUUAGUUGCUGUGGCCAACCAUGAAGGGUUAGGGACAAGUGGUGUUUAUUCGUGCUGCUUCUGGAAUACUGCAUUACAUAAAUGGUUUUGCUGUCAUGGUAAUCAGCUUCCAACACCCUUCACUCACAAUCUUGAAUCGUUCAUAACCCCUUCGAAUUAUGUUCUCUUUUUCACCAAGAAGAAACCAAUACAACAAAAACCAUCCUUUUUACGACAGUUUGGAACCAUGGACAUUAGCUUUUCGUUCUCUGAAUAA
Molecule: messenger RNA, 990 nt
Organism: Naegleria lovaniensis
Lineage: Eukaryota; Heterolobosea; Eutetramitea; Acrasida; Naegleriidae
Exons: 1
Coding region: 1-990 (329 amino acids)
Biological process (GO): protein deubiquitination
Cellular component (GO): nucleus; cytosol
Molecular function (GO): cysteine-type endopeptidase activity; cysteine-type deubiquitinase activity
Source: RefSeq, a predicted model, not a curated record